Molecule: messenger RNA, 826 nt
Organism: Patiria miniata (bat star)
Lineage: Eukaryota; Metazoa; Echinodermata; Asteroidea; Valvatida; Asterinidae
Exons: 7
Coding region: 74-826 (250 amino acids)
Source: RefSeq, a predicted model, not a curated record
ACAUAGCAUACGUACGGCUGUGCAGCUUGCAGUUUGCUGGGGCUGACUCAGUAGGCAACUUCAGGCCAUUAAAAUGGCUGAAAAUGGCACCUUGCCCUCCACGGAUACCAUGACAAAUAAAGGAAUCACAGGCACCUCUCCAAAAGAUGUCUUGGUCCAGUGGAGUGACCACACAAAGAAUGUAGUUAAAUCCAGCGAGUUACAUUUUCGUGGACUAUUACAUCAACAUCAGCGGGUGAAGAUGAGGUGGGGAAGAACUUGGUGGAGGGGCAAGGUGCUUGCCUAUGAAUCAGCAAGUCAAGAGGCAUCUGAUGAGUCUGAGACCUUCCGUGAUGUGGAUGUUACAUCUGAGCAAGAUUCCUCUGACAGUCAGGUUAUCGGAGAGCUUAGUGACAGUGACUUGGACGAGAUGGAUGACAUUCCACUUACACAGCUGCAGACACACCUGGCAUCAACUCAAAAGCCACUCCAUGAAACUGAUGGCAAUGGGAAAGUGAAUGUUACUGACUCAGAGGAGAUGGAUGACAUGUCAUUGAUGCAGUUGCAGACACACUUGGCACGUACCAAUAAAAGCAUGACAUCAUCGGAAGCUGCAGUCUGUCCACCGUCUCAGACUGCCCAAGACCUCAACGCGAACAAGACAACAACACCCACUGAACUGGCUGCCACUGCCAUCCCAAAUGCAACAACACCUACAAAGGAGGCUGGUGAACACCAGGAAAGCCAGAUGAUGAACAUAUCUGAACAGUGUUCAGAGUUUCAUUGCCUUCAGGACAUUUUUGCCGCAUGUGCUCAAUGUCAGUGCUUAUUGUGCUUUGAACAUUGA